Molecule: messenger RNA, 1855 nt
Organism: Exophiala viscosa
Lineage: Eukaryota; Fungi; Ascomycota; Eurotiomycetes; Chaetothyriales; Herpotrichiellaceae
Exons: 5
Coding region: 43-1680 (545 amino acids)
Cellular component (GO): endoplasmic reticulum
Molecular function (GO): protein binding
Source: RefSeq, a predicted model, not a curated record
CAACGCAAACACCACUGGCUUUCUCAUUAUCUCGCCAAAUAUAUGUCCUACAACAUGUUCCACGAAGGCGACCUCCAGAGUGGUGUGGCAUUGGCCCUUCAACAGUCCAAAGCUGUACUGUGUUUCGUACAAGACCAGUCGGAAACCAGUAAAGAGUGGGAGGAUGUCUUGAAAGAGCCGCAGAUCGCUACGGCCGUCACUGGCCAGACGAUUGCCUUGCGACUUGAGGCAGGCUCACAAGAAGCCGGCUUCCUCUCACCCAUAUGCCCAAUCAACAGUACCCCGGCAAUCAUUGUGAUAAAGAAUGCACAGCUACAACAAAACCUCCAGUCCGCAGAAAUCUCUGUUGCUGACUUGAAAGGACGAUUGAAGGCCGCAUUCGACAUACAAGAUGCAGGGGUUGAGACAGUCGCUGAGUUUGGCGCCGCGGUCGCAGAAGACGAGCAAACCUCCGGAGGCGUACCAGAGUAUCUGGCCCUCCAGCCAGCUCCUGGACAGAUGCGACUACCUAAUAAUGCCUACGAUGCCCUCCGCAACCAUACCCAGAAACUGCUAGACGAAGGCACGCCACCCUCUAAAGUGUUUCAGACACAAUUGUCAUUGCUGGACAAUAUACCCAUCUUCCACGAUGAGACCAAGCGCCUCCGAGGCGGUGCCCGAUCAGAACUCUCCGAAUAUGCUCGGUCACGUCUACUACGCCUACCGGCCGUUGGACUUCGGAUACCCGGCCAGGCAAAGUCUUCCAGCGCACCUCCAGCACAAUUUCGCCCAUCCCAAGCCGCGCAGCCGUCAUCGCCUGCUCCUGCCACGACUAUAUCCAGCAGCAAUGCCGUACCAGCUGCACGUCCUUCAAACAACGCAGCAACUCCACCACCGGACCACGCCACUUCCGAGAAACAAAAAGCCCAAAGAUCAGAGUACAUCAAGAUGCAACGUGAACGCGAACAAAAACAGCGGGAAGAACGAGAACGGAUCAAGGCGCAGAUCAAAGCCGACCGCGAAGAACGCCGACGUCUAGACGAAAUCCGAAAACAAGGCGAGACAGCAGCAGCACAGUCAUCAACGUCUGCAGGUUCAGCACAAUCCAAAUCACGAAGUACAGAGAUCAGAGUUCAAGUCCGCACCUUCGACGGCAGCACUCUCCGCUCUACAUUCCAACCAUCAUCAACUCUAUCCAAGGACAUCCGUCCGUGGAUUGACUCCAACUCCAACACCACAGCGCCAUAUAAUCUCAAAAUCAUCCUGACACCCUUACCGAACCGGGACAUCGAGGCCGGCGAAGAAGAGCAAGAGCUCAGCGCGCUUGGCGUGGUAGGCAGCUGCACCCUCGUCAUGGUCCCGGUUAAAGGAUACGUCGAAUCAUACACGGGUUCCGCGUCCGGGGGCCUCCUUGGCGCCGCCGUGAACGGAGGGUACAAUCUCGUCAGUGGGACAGCUGGGAUGGUAUUUGGCGGCGUGAAGAGUCUUUUGGGAUAUACUCAGGACAACGCUGCCACGGCCAGCACCUCUGGUAGUGGUUCUACGCAAGACACUCAAAACCCAGCACCGUCGAACGCUGCGAAGAAUGUGCGUGUCCGCACACUGGCCGAUCAACGUGCGGAAGACGCGAAGCGUGAUCAACAGUUCUACAAUGGGAAUCAGUUGAAUUUUGAGCCGAGGGAUGAUGACAAGAGAGACUAGGGACGUUUGUGGGGUGCUGUUUUCGAUGAUGGAGAUGCAGACUAUGGGGGGGGAACGGCGCUGUUUUCACCUUCAGUAUUACAUGUGGCAGAUCAGGAGUGAAGAUAUGUUCUAGCACCCGCACUCUGUUGUGCAGCUGUUGUCCAUAGCCUCGGGAGUGUAGAAUUUCUCCAAU